Microdochium trichocladiopsis is the source of this 1017-nucleotide messenger RNA. RefSeq lists its product as uncharacterized. Bases 1 to 1017 code for a protein of 338 amino acids. The record is from RefSeq and is a predicted model, not a curated record. The transcript is spliced from 7 exons. Gene Ontology annotation, biological process: carbohydrate metabolic process. Gene Ontology annotation, molecular function: hydrolase activity, acting on carbon-nitrogen (but not peptide) bonds. NCBI's taxonomy places the organism in Eukaryota, Fungi, Ascomycota, Sordariomycetes, Xylariales, Microdochiaceae.
AUGGACAAAUACGCCGAAGAAUGGGCGGAGAGGGAAUUUGUGGGAUAUGGCAUGGAGAUGCCCAACCCGGAAUGGCCUAACGAUGCCAAGGUCUGCGUCAGUUUUCUGGUGCAAUACUACAUGGGAGCGGAGCCGUCGUUCCUGAACGGCGACGAUGUGACUUGCACGGAGCUGAUGGAAAUACCGAGAGAGAGAUUCUACAAAGGGCGCUAUGAAAGUGCUGAGCAGAUGAUCGAGUACGGCGGGAGAGAGGGAGUACCUCGGCUGCUCAACAUCUUCAAAAAGCACAACGUCCCUGUGACCUGGAACCUCUACACUCGCGCAAUCGAGCGAAAUCCGUUCUGGGUCAAGCCGAUUCUCGAUUCGGGUGCAGAGAUCAGUCUUGGCGGCUACCGGUACCAGGACAAUCUCCACGACAACAUCAGCGCCGAGACUCAGGAGGCAGAGAUAGACAAGAGUCUUGACAUCCUGCAGAAAGCUACUGGAAAUGAUAGUGGCCCUCAAGGCUGGUUUGUCGAGAGGAGAACUGGUUUGUCGACCAAGCUGUAUGCCCGCGCGCACGAGUCUCGCGGCAUCCCCCUGGUCUACUCCUCAGACUCUUGCCAGGACGACUUGCCGUACUGGACCAGGUCUCCCGUCGCAGCGGACAAGGGUUUACUGAUGGUACCCUUCUCGUACGACACGAGCGAUAUGCGCUUCAACAUGCGGGGUUCCGGCUGGGCUUGCCCGUCAGACUGGGCAACCUAUCUUGUAGACACCUUCGACUGCUUCUAUGAAGAGGCCGAGGCUGGAGAGCCCAAGAUGAUGACAAUUGUGCUCCACCCUCACGUGUGCGGACGGCCAAACCGUGCAAUUCAACUAGAGAACUUUAUCAAAUACGCACAAGCCAAGGGGGCAUGGUUUGCGACAAGGGCCGACAUUGCAAAACACUGGCAGGAAAAGUUCCCAUACGAUCCUGCUACAGCUUUUGGACAGACUCCUGUUCCCGAAUGCGGUCAAAUCUCCAUUCCAGUUUAG